GCCUGGGUCUCUGCAGCCCUGGGAGCGGAGGGCUGCACAGAGCCCAGAGGGGCCUCCCAGGCCCUGGAUGCCCCGCUACUGGACUCCCCGGAGGGCUCAGACGACCCUGAGACCUGGAGCCUGCAAGAGAGAGCAGCCCAGCUGCUGCUGCGCAGCGCCUCCUCCCUUGGCAGCUCUGAGGGGCUUAGCCCCCACCCAACCAGCAGCCCCCUGACCUCAAAGCCCGACACAGCUGCAGGUUUUUUACGCAGUGGGUUUUUAAUUGACGGACCAGGAACUGAGGUGGCCUCGGAAUUUGGAGCUAGUAGAGCCGGUCCUCUCACUCUUGGGUCUUUGCCAGCCUCCCACAUCCCACAGUCCUCUUCCCUGCGGCCUGAAGAUGACAUCUUGUUCCAGUGGCGCCUGCGCCGGAAGAUGGAGGUGGCAAGUGAGGGCACCUCGGGGGUUUGGAGGACUCCAGGUGUCCCCCCGUGGAGGGGUGACACAGCAUGGCUAGGCCUCAGGGCAGCAUCUAGCAGCAGAGACAGUGGUCCCCAGGCCCCCCAGCAAGGGGUGGGGCCUGCUGGAGGGGGUGGGGCCUGCCCUCCAGCGGACCAUGCCCCCAUACAGCUGGCACCGGCACCUGCUCCUACCCUCUCCUGGAUGCCUGGGGAAGAUGGGGAGAGCUCCCAUGAUGCUCCAGGGCCCAGCAGAGGGACUCCUGUGACGCUUUCCCGUGAUGCUUCGGGACCUGAUAGAACUGUGCAGAGACCCAGCUCCCAUGAUGCUCUGGGGCCUGAUGGAAUGGUGCAGAGACCCAGCUCCCAUGAUGCUCUGGGGUCCAAUGGAAUGGCACAGAGAUCCAAUUCCCAUGAUGCUUCAGGCCCCAGCAGGUGGACACCGGUGACACUGUCCCAUGAUGCUUUGGGGCUGGAUGGAACAGCACACAGACCCAAUUCCCAUGAUGCUCCAGGCCCCAGCAGGUGGACACUGGUGACACCAUCCUGUGAUGCUUUGGGGCCUGAUGGAACGACACAGAGACCCAGCUCCCAUGAUGCUGUGGGGCCUGAUGGAAUGGUACAGAGGCCCAGCUCCCAUGAUACUCUGGGGUCCAAUGGAACAGCACAGAGACCCAAUUCCCAAGAUGCUUCAGGCCUUAGCAGGUGGACACCACUGACACUGUCCCAUGAUGCUUUGGGUCCUGAUGGAAUGGCACAGAGUCCCAACUCCCAUGAUGCUUUGGGGCCCAGCAGGUCACUGCCCCCUGGCCUUUCCCACAAUGCUCUGGGGCGUGGGAGACCCAGCUCCCAGGCUGCUUCAUGGCCAGGAGGACCAGCCCAAGAGACUGCAUCCCAUGAUGCCUGGCGGCGGGACCCCCAGCCCAGGAGCCGGGCCAGGCUGCGACAGGGGGGCAGGGGUGGCCCGGAGUGCCCCCCCCAGGCUGUGCGCAGGGCCCUGGGGCAGGUGAUCGCUGAGCGGCUGCUGUCGCCCCCCCUGGGGCAAGAGGAGUCUGUAGGCCCCCUGGGGCAAGAAGAACAACCUGUGGCCCCCCUGGGGCAGGAGUCGUUCCCCCCAGGUCAGGAGCCAGCCCCCCACACCCAGCUGCUGGGGCUUGCCGCUCGGCUCCUACAGGAGGCGGAAGACUCGGACGGCACCGAGUUUGAGGCCGACCCGCUGCUGCAGGUGCUGCGGGGCCAGCGGGAGGUGCUGCGCCGGUGCCUGCGGGCCGUGGACCUCAAGGUGAUGAGCUGGAGGGGGGGGGGCAGUGCUGAGCACGAUGGCUCCCCCUGCUGACUGCCUCCCCUCCCCCCCAUAUCUCAGGACAUCCCAGUGCUGAGAGUGCCUGGAUUGGUGCCUUGGAGGGGGCAGGGGGGGCCAGAGGGGGCCCCUUUUGCCCCUCCCCCCAGCUGGGCUGAAGCUGUGCAAUAAAUAUGUUUUGUUUGUUGGAGCUGGAAGUGUUCAAUGGGGGGGGGUCCCCUCAAUACCCCCUCCACGUGUCCCUUCCCCCGUUAUUGGAGCUGCACUGUUGUGUCAUCUGCCCUGUAC
Molecule: messenger RNA, 2025 nt
Organism: Alligator sinensis (Chinese alligator)
Lineage: Eukaryota; Metazoa; Chordata; Crocodylia; Alligatoridae
Gene: PROSER3
Product: proline and serine rich 3
Exons: 10
Coding region: 415-1773 (452 amino acids)
Source: RefSeq, a predicted model, not a curated record